AUGCCUUUAACUACCCCUGCUCAGAUCACAGAAGUAAUUUUGCGAACGCCAUCAAAAUUACGACAAACCUCACCUUGCGUGCCGGAAGACGUUGGGGGUACUUUGACUUCUGAACGAAUCAGAGCCUCACGAACGUUGCAGUUCACACACAACAAUGACACUCUGCUUUAUCGCUAUCUUAAAUUGAGGAUUCAGGCUCCUAGUGCUUGCGAUACAAAAUAUCGCAUUGCUGAGCUGUUUUAUGUGAUAUUCGUGGUGUUGAGGACGAAUCUUCACUCAGGCCAGAAUAUGCUACGCCUUCUUAACCAAGGAGGUGAAAACGCGAUUCUUCGAUACGACACAAAAUCCCAUUCUUCUGCACGAUCGCUGGCCUUGACAGCUAGGACAGCGAGCCGCUCUGCUCCACUCUAUAGCGAUGGCGAGUUGAGUCUCACCACCAAUUUGGGCGGCAAGGAUACGAUCCCUCCUUGUGCUAUACUUUCUCAUACAUGCGGUGCAGAUUCCGAGGAGGUCACCUUCGAAGACUUGAUAAUGGCUGUGGCAAGGGCAAGCCUAGCUAUGAGAAGAUCUGAUUUUGUUGAGACCAAGCUAGACAAGACGGUUUGCAAUACUUUUGGCUUGAUACAUGCUGCUUUAACAAAGCAAACAAACCUGAGCUCUUUCAGGCUAUCAACUCCAUGUUCCAUUGGUACCGCGACGCCACUUGAUGCUGCGUCUACCUGUCAGAUAGGAUUUCUCCCUGCCGCUGCGGGUAUCGGACUUCCGGAGAAGCAGAUGGCUUACCCGGGGCUGGACGCUCCAAGAGCUCCUAGCACCAGAUAUGGUAUAGUUCUUCUGCAGAAGCAUAUCUAUGAAAUGAUGGAGAUUCCUGAUUCACCGCUGCAGGGCACCCCUUUGACCCAUUUCAGCGUCAACGAACGGUUAUCAUCGAACGAACACCAGCACACCAAGCUUGAAGAAGAUAGAGCGUAUUCGUUGCUUGGCAUUUUUGAUGUCUAUAUUUCUCCUUUUUAUGGUGAAGGGGCAGGCGGAGCGUUCAAACCGCUUAUGGAGGAGAUCGAUAAGCUGAGCAGAUGCAUCCAAGGCCUACACCUCACUGAUCCUUGUGAUGACAAGAAAUGUAUAAAGGACACAAAAGGCCGCCUGCUAAAGGACUCGUACCACUGGGUCCUCGGCAACGCCGACUACUAUGGAUUAAGGGCGAUGCUGACAAAGGUAAGACAAUGCUCCUCUGCGGCAUUAUCGACGAGCCAGAAAGGUACGGAUUCGCGCCUUAACAGCGCCACAGCCGUGCUGCGAGGCCUGCUGUACAUGCUUGUCAAGCAACAAUCGUCAGUCAUCUCACAUAUCCGGAAGGAGCACGAUCACACAGGCAAAGCGCUCCUUGAGGAUGCGAAUGCCUGGGUCGCUUUAACUGAGAUCUUCACAAACGUCCUGCAAGACCCGAGCCUGAGCAGCACAUGCUUGAGAAGUGCGAAACUUGUUAGUGGGCGGGUGGGCAAGGAGUGGAUACCUCAUGAACGCACUUUAGAAGCUGGGAGGAGUGUUAAGAUACUUCUAGAGGCGGGACUGGGCAUAGGGGACGGUGUCACCCCUAUCACGACCCAGAUCUCACAGCAUCUAAGCCAUAAAUCACAAAUCACAAAUCACAAAUCACAAAUCCUAUAUUCUAAAAAGGAAACCCCAUUUUCCAUUCAAACAGCUAGACAGAAGUCUUGA
Messenger RNA from Lindgomyces ingoldianus, 1719 nucleotides. RefSeq lists its product as uncharacterized. The record is from RefSeq and is a predicted model, not a curated record. The transcript is spliced from 9 exons. NCBI's taxonomy places the organism in Eukaryota, Fungi, Ascomycota, Dothideomycetes, Pleosporales, Lindgomycetaceae. Bases 1 to 1719 code for a protein of 572 amino acids.